This is a messenger RNA of Ziziphus jujuba (common jujube), 1007 nucleotides long. Its product is annotated as chalcone isomerase-like protein 2. The transcript is spliced from 5 exons. Lineage: Eukaryota; Viridiplantae; Streptophyta; Magnoliopsida; Rosales; Rhamnaceae. The coding region runs from base 224 to 853 and encodes 209 amino acids. Gene Ontology annotation, molecular function: intramolecular lyase activity. The record is from RefSeq and is a predicted model, not a curated record.
AGAAGGAAAAAUUUAAAGAGAGAGAGAAAAUCACAAGCUGAGCUUCCAUACUACCUACCACCCUCAUGGAUGACUGGGAGGUAGCGAUUGAAACAGAAAUCUCCAAGAGUGACACUUAAAUAACAACACCCACUCCUUGUUUCAUUACCAAAUACCAAUACUAAUCUUCUUUCCUCUCCAUUGCUUAAUUUCUUCUUCAUCUAUCUCUGCACGCUAAACCAACAUGGGUACUGAAAUUGUAUUGGUGGAUGAAAUCCCUUUCCCUCCUCAGAUCACAACCACAAAGCCAUUAUCUCUUCUGGGUCAUGGGAUCACGGAUAUUGAGAUACACUUUCUUCAAAUUAAGUUCACAGCAAUUGGGGUUUAUUUGGAACCUGAAAUUGUGGGACAUCUUCAACAAUAUAAAGGUAAACAGGGAAGUGAGCUUGCUGAAGAUGAUGAUUUCUUUGAAGCUGUUAUUUCUGCUCCUGUGGAGAAAUUCCUAAGAGUUGUGAUAAUAAAGGAGAUCAAAGGCUCACAAUAUGGAGUUCAGCUGGAGAGUGCUGUGAGGGACAGAUUGGCAGCAGAUGACAAAUAUGAAGAAGAAGAAGAAGCUGCUUUGGAAAAAGUUGUUGAAUUCUUUCAAUCUAAAUACUUCAAGAAAGACUCUGUUAUCACUUACCAUUUUCCAUCUACUUCUGCUACUGCUGAGAUUGUGUUUACAACAGAAGGAAAGGAAGACUCUAAACUGAAAGUGGAAAAUGGCAAUGUCGUUGAGAUGAUCAAGAAAUGGUACUUGGGAGGGACUAGAGGGGUAUCUCCUACUACCAUAACCUCCUUGGCUAACACUCUCUCUGCUGAGUUAUCUAAAUGAGAAAUAUGCAGCUUGGUUAAUGGGGUUUUGAUGCUUAUAUGUGUUCUGUAUUUUUAAGGAUGUUUUGUAAGUCUUUUCUUUUGGUAUGGAAAUGGAAAAUCUUUGCUUUCUUGGGUUUUCAUUAUCAAUAAAAUGAACCAUAAAUUACCAUCUA